Messenger RNA from Prionailurus viverrinus (fishing cat), 988 nucleotides. RefSeq names its product pleckstrin homology domain containing J1 (gene PLEKHJ1). Gene Ontology annotation, cellular component: early endosome; trans-Golgi network; recycling endosome. Lineage: Eukaryota; Metazoa; Chordata; Mammalia; Carnivora; Felidae. Gene Ontology annotation, biological process: retrograde transport, endosome to Golgi; receptor recycling; endosome organization. The record is from RefSeq and is a predicted model, not a curated record.
AUGCGCUACAACGAGAAGGAGUUGCAGGCGCUCCGGCAGCCGGCCGAGCUGGCGGCCGAGCUCGGCAUGCGGGGCCCCAAGAAAGGCAGCGUGCUGAAGCGGCGACUGGUGAAGCUGGUGGUCAACUUCCUUUUCUACUUUCGGACGGACGAGGCCGAGCCCGUCGGAGCCCUAUUGCUGGAGCACUGCAGAGUCACCCAGGAAGAGCCCAGCGGCUUCUCUAUCAGCUUCAUCGAGGAUCCGGAGAGGAAGUAUCACUUUGAGUGCCGCAGUGAGGAACAGUGUCAGGAGUGGAUGGGGGCUCUGCGUCGAGCCAGCUACGAGUUCAUGCGGAGAAGCCUUAUAUUCUACAGAAAUGAGAUCCAGAAAAUGACCGGCAAGGACCCCCUGGAGCAGUUUGGCAUCUCCGAGGAGGCCAGGUUCCAGCUGGGUGGCUUGAAGGCCUGAGUGUGCGGUGGGGCUUUUCAGCUUUUCUACUGGGGCUGGAAGAGCCCUCCCCAUCCUCACCAGGCCCUGGGGUUCCUGGCCAAGCCUGGAUUUGCUGCAGCAGACUUCAGAAACCCAAGACUGGUGGAGGUGGGCGGGGGCAGGUUGGAGAGACAACCCAGUGACCCCACCCCCACCCCCACCCUGGUGCCUCAGGCCCACCCCCUGACUCCCAGACUGGUCUGGCACCUGCUGGUGCCACAUGCUGCUACCGGGGGAUGAGUGUCCCCUCCCAGGAGCUGUGCCCAGCCCUUGGGUGUAUCCAUCUGGGGCCUGAAGCGCCCAAGGCUGGUGCAGCCCUGCUUCCCUGUGCAGGCUGAAUGUACGAAGCUAGAUGAUGCUGUGAAGGGCGUGGGGGCCGGGCCUCCUGGAGCCACUGUGAAUUCUACUCCUGCCGACGACGGGCAAGCCCUGGCUGGGCGCCUCCGGGCGGGGAGCUGCGAGCAUUGACUCAGCCCAGCGUGCUUGUUCUGUUCAAAUAAAGGUACCUCUUUUCCACGUG